GGAGAGAGAGAGAGAGAGAGAGAGAGGUAAGCCGUUGGAUCGAGGGGAUAAUUGGAUCUGAGCCGUUGAUUGCGGUGGUGGUGGUGGAGGAGCCGGAGGUGGAGACGCCUGUCGUUUCUCCGGUCGAGAUUGGCGUGGUUUUUCUCUGGAUCACGCCUUCUGGUUCUGGAUCAUCUCCUGCAUCUAUGGUCUUCUGAUCAAAUGGCUUUCCAUUUGUACUUCUUCGGUAUAAUUUGACGACACUACCCUUGUUCCAUGUCUCCUAAUAUUGACAGCCCUGUGCAAACCCAAAUGGCAGUUGAAGUUCUUAACCGCAGCUUUAGCAGUGACUACCAUGGAAGCAGAACCAGAGAAGAGAAACAUGUGGGUAGGCGACGGGUGUUUGUACAGACUGAAACUGGUAGUGUAUUGGGCAUUGAAUUGGACCGUGGAGACAAUGUGCAUACAGUGAAACGGAGGUUGCAGUUGGCGCUAAAUGUGCCUACAGAAGAGACUUCUCUCACUUAUGGAGAUCUUGUGUUGAAAAAUGAUCUUAGUGCCAUUCGGAAUGACUCUCCCUUGCUCCUCACAAGAAACCAUUUGCAUCGGAGCUCAUCCACGCCUUGCCUUUCUCCAACUGGAAAGGAUCUUCAACAGAGAGAUUGGAGUGGACCAAUUGAGAUAUUAGGCUGCUCAAGUCGAUGCUCUCGAAUGAAGCAGCUUGUUAAGGAUGUUGUUAAAGCAAUCAAAAGUGGUGUUGACCCUGUACGAGUUAACGGUGGACUUGGUGGUGCAUACUACUUCAGAAACUCAGGGGGCGAGAACGUUGCUAUUGUGAAACCAACUGAUGAAGAGCCAUUUGCACCGAACAAUCCGAAAGGUUUUGUAGGGAAAGCUCUUGGCCAGCCAGGAUUGAAAAGGUCUGUUCGGGUUGGUGAGACUGGUUUUAGAGAGGUUGCUGCUUAUCUACUGGACUAUGAUCAUUUUGCAAAUGUUCCUCCGACAAUCCUUGUCAAGAUAACUCACUCCGUCUUCCAUGUCAAUGAAGGAGUCGAUUGCAGCAAGGUGAUACGCAAGAAGCGACGGGCUACAAGCAAGAUCGCAUCUUUCCAGCAGUUUAUCCCACAUGAUUUCGAUGCCAGUGAUCAUGGUACCUCAAGCUUUCCUGUUGCAGCAAUUCAUAGAAUUGGAAUCCUUGAUGUUAGAAUCUUGAAUACAGAUAGACAUUCAGGAAACCUUCUAGUAAGGAAAGUUGAAGGCAGAGAUGGUAUGUUUGGUAGUCAGGUGGAGCUCAUCCCAAUUGAUCAUGGCCUAUGCCUUCCAGAGAAUUUAGAGGAUCCUUACUUCGAAUGGAUUCAUUGGCCACAAGCAUCAAUUCCAUUUUCUGAUGAUGAACUUAACUACAUUGCUCGUCUUGAUCCAAUGAAAGAUUCAGACAUGCUUCGAAUGGAGCUACCUAUGAUCCGCGAGGCCUGCCUUCGUGUUCUCAUCCUUUGCACAGUUUUCCUCAAGGAAGCAGCAGCAUCCGGUUUUUGUCUAGCAGAGAUUGGCGAAAUGAUGAGCCGGGAAAUCAGAGGAAUUGAAGAAGAACCGAGUGAGCUUGAAGUUAUUUGCAUUGAGGCAAGGAAUUUGGUGGCUGAACCAGAGGUGUAUCUUUCCGAAACCGGAUCAGAGCAUGAAGAUGAAACUCAGUUUCUCAUCGAAUGUACUGAAGAGGUUGAACAAGUAACACCAUCAACACCCCGAUCCUACAUUUCAAAACUAGAGAGCUUGGAGGAGGAAGAUGAGAAUUAUUAUAAUGAAGAAAGCAACAACACCAAUGAAAUUACUCAUGGUAUCUCUAUGUCAUUGAAUGGUUUAAGUCUUGUUGAAAAGAAAGUCCAAGGUGAUAUAAGCAGUACAAAAACUAACAGAAGGAGCGCGAAUGAGCAGCUGCCAUCAAGCCAGAGUUUCGUGAAACUUGCAGAUAUGAAUGAGGAAGAAUGGGGAGCAUUUCUUGACAAGUUCCAGGAGCUAUUAUACACUGUAUUGCGAAACCGAAAAUCUAAUAAUGUUAACCAGAGACAGAGACAGAGGUUGGGAACUUCCUGCCAGUUUUGAGUAGGAGACAUAUAUAUAAAUAUAGUGGAAAUGUUUGGUUGGUUUGUUAAGAAUGGUUCUUGGUGCUUGUUGUGGUGUAAUGAAAGAUGAAGAGUUUCAUAAAUAAGGGUGAGUUUCAUGAGUUUUAGAAUCAGAGAUGUAAAUACUGGUUCGAGUUUUGUUAGAUAUUGUUAUGAGUUUACAUGGUUGAUGAGGUAUGUGUAAUGGAAUGGGGUUGGUUGCUGUUUUUGGUGUUCUCACUUCUCUGGUUGUCUUUGUUAUGAGAGUGUUUCUUAUAACAUAGUUCAGAUCAAUAAAUGCAUAUAAAUUUGUGUAUA
Dioscorea cayenensis subsp. rotundata (Guinea yam) is the source of this 2396-nucleotide messenger RNA. Its product is annotated as phosphatidylinositol 4-kinase gamma 5-like. The record is from RefSeq and is a predicted model, not a curated record. The transcript is spliced from 2 exons. Lineage: Eukaryota; Viridiplantae; Streptophyta; Magnoliopsida; Dioscoreales; Dioscoreaceae. Bases 256 to 2079 code for a protein of 607 amino acids.